Molecule: messenger RNA, 564 nt
Organism: Rodentolepis nana
Lineage: Eukaryota; Metazoa; Platyhelminthes; Cestoda; Cyclophyllidea; Hymenolepididae
Source: the annotation of a GenBank genome assembly
UGGAUAAAGACGUUAAAAGAGCCUGUUAUCCACAUAUUCUUUGUAUUUUUAGCUCCCUUGAACAAGUUCAAUUCUAUUGAAGUCAUUGACCUUCCAACUAAACAUGGUCCUUUAGAUAAAGUUGGUGAGAGCAUCGCAAAAAUGAGUAAGGAAACCACAAAUAAUGAAAAGCGCUUCUCGUGUGAUGUAUGCAAAAUAAAAUUUAGAUAUCGAUAUCAAUUGGACGUUCACAAAAGCAGACAUAGUGGCGUAAAACCAUUCGAAUGUGAAUCUUGUGGUAAACAAUUUUAUACACAAUCUGAACUGAAUUCUCACAAACUGGUUCACACUGAUGAAAGACCGCAUGAAUGCAGAAUAUGUGGAACAAAAUUCAAACGUCAGUCAAAUUUAUUUCAACAUAUGCGUACCCAUACUUUCAAGCAUACACAUCAUUUGACUAGACAUUUGCGCUUUCUUAGUGAAGAAAGGCCCUUUGGUUGUGAAAAUGCAAACAAGCAUUCAAAAAAAUAUAAUUUGACUAUUCAUAUGCGUUCCCCAUACGGAAGAAAAACCAUAAAAAUGUAA